AUGUCGUCGGGACUCACUCGACGCAGAGGCGCCGGCGGAGGAGGUGGAGGAGGCGGAGGAGCUGACAACGAGGAGGCAGAGUCGAGUCGGGUAGCGUCGCCCGUCCCCAAAGCUGGAGGCUCCCGUGACACAGGCGGCCCUGAGACAUCCUAUGAGAGCGGCGAGAAUGGACAUAAAAUUGCGUUCGAUCCCAGAGAUAUCAGCGAGAGUGCUGAGCGGAGCAAGCAGCCCAAGCUGACACUGAUGGAAGAGGUGCUGCUGCUGGGACUGAAGGAUAAGCAGGUGAGCUCGCAAAGAGAGGAAUGGUCAGUCUUCGCCCAGCAGAGGACUAACAGUUGCCAGGGCUAUCUAUCUUUCUGGAACGACAAUAUUUCGUAUGCGCUCAGAGGAUGUAUUGUCAUCGAGCUUGCUUUCCGGGGGCGUGUCAGCAUGCAGAAGGACUCCUCGAGACGGCGAUUUCCACUUGCUGAUCGGGUUAUCGAGGUCAUUGAUGAUACACUUACCGGCGAGGUUCUGCUCGAUGAGGCGCUCAAGAUGAUGAAGGCGAGUGAGAAGAUGAGUGUUAGUCAAUGGAUUGACCUGAUGAGCGGGGAGACGUGGAAUCUCAUGAAAAUUGGAUACCAGCUGAAGCAAGUCAGAGAGCGCCUAGCAAAGGGAUUGGUCGACAAGGGCAUCCUCCGAACCGAAAAGCGCAACUUCCUCCUCUUCGACAUGGCGACACACCCUGUAGCAGAUGGAGGUGCCAAAGAGGAAAUCAGACGCCGGGUCCGUAAUGUCCUUACACAGCGCACAGUUGUCCUACCAGGAAGCCAGUUUCUCCCAGAAAAUCUUGAAUUCAGAUACGUGCGAACCAUUGCCAUGGUGUGUGCUGCCUACGCCGCCAACGUUCUCGAGAACGCGCUAGCUACGCUGGGACACGAGUCUCGGGAGCGUGCAUUUGCCCAGGUGGAUGAGUUGCUAGCUGAGUACAGUCAGUGGCCGUUUGGGAAGAGAGCUGGCGGUGCUUCAGGUGGCGUUGGGGCAAAUUUGGGGCAGAUUAUCGGGGACGAAGUUACCAACGGCAAGGACAAGGAAUUGCAACUUGAGGUCGUAGCAGCAUGUCUCAGCGUGUUCACCCGCCUCGAUUCCCUUCUUUAG
Drepanopeziza brunnea f. sp. 'multigermtubi' MB_m1 is the source of this 1137-nucleotide messenger RNA. Lineage: Eukaryota; Fungi; Ascomycota; Leotiomycetes; Helotiales; Drepanopezizaceae. The record is from RefSeq and is a predicted model, not a curated record.